This is a messenger RNA of Colletes gigas, 1801 nucleotides long. RefSeq lists its product as uncharacterized. Lineage: Eukaryota; Metazoa; Arthropoda; Insecta; Hymenoptera; Colletidae. Bases 107 to 1801 code for a protein of 564 amino acids. The transcript has 6 exons. The record is from RefSeq and is a predicted model, not a curated record.
UUUCUAACGGGGUUUCCGCUGUUCGAGGAGGCGAUCCUGGUUGUCCGCGCGGUUCAACGUUGGCGCCAGGCUGAGCCAAGGAAGUCGAACGGCGAUCAACGACAAGAUGGUGGCGAGAGGAGCGAUCUGUCUGCUGUUGGUGGCCUUGGCAUUGAGAGGGACCCAAUGCAGCACGAGGUACUUCGUGAAGAUGAAGACGAACGCGUCCGAGCUGUUCAAGACGAGAGGCGACAGCUUGAGGGUACUUCAACGGCCGAUCGCGGCUACGCCGAAUCCAUUGUAUGAUGAAACAAAGACUGACUUUCAGGCGGACGACGAGAGAAUGAUCAAGGACUUCCCUAGGCCCGGGGAAGAGCAGAGGAACGCGUUCGAGACGUCGACGUUCAAUCCCGACGUGUUGAACAAAUUUCUCGAAGAGUACGCGAACAAAAUCAAAACCACCACCGACAAGUACACCGAAUACCCGUUUAAGAUCUUGAAACCUGCCGAACCACUCGCCCUCGAAGUGGACGAUCCCACCACGCAUUCCACCAGCACGAUUUACGAUCAAGAAACCAAGUUCGAGGUGAUCGCGUCCAAUACCACCACGGCAGAGAACGCGCUAAGCGAUACCCUGAACGACACCCUGAAGAGAAACAAAUACUAUGGGGCGAAUUCGUACGAAGACAGAAACGGUUGGGUCACCCUAGAGGCGAUUCCAUGGUCGAAGAGCAAAAUUUCUAAAUGGCAAGCGACCGCCACUACGCAACGUCCGUGGCCGGAAAUGAAGCCAUGGGACAAGCCGAGCAUAGGAAAACCUUGGACUUCCGACUACUCCAUCAGACCAAUCGUUGAAAACAAUAAACCGUGGUACGAGAAGCCAAAGCCAACCUGGCCGGAGAACAGCAACGAAAAACCCUGGCAAAAGCCCACCUCCCGUCCUUCCUAUUAUUCGGACAAGAACGAGGAGAGUCAAGCCCAAAAAUGGCCGCCAGAGAGACCAUCCUGGAACAAAUACACCGAUCGCCCUAACAGCGAAAUAAUCACCGACAAUCGUCCUGCAAAUUUCCCCAAUAAUUGGAACAGGCCCCAGCCGACGAAGCCCAGUUACCAGUUCAUUGAUCGAUACUCCGAUAAGAACCAGGAAGAGGGCAACGAUUGGCACGAUUUCCCCACGAGAUACGACGAUCGACUUCGACCUUCCACGGAAAGGCCAGGAUUCUCGCAGUAUCAAUACGUUAAUAACCAUCCGCAGACUUAUCCUGGAAACAGUGACGGACAAUGGGUACUUUUGUCGACGAACAGGGGCUACUCGAAGUCCAGGCAGAGAUCGAUCAAGAUCGAUUCGGUAAACCCGUCGCAGAACGGAACGAAGAGCAUCAGUGGGAACAGGAACGAUAAUGAUCCGGCGGUCGCUGUGAUGACAUCGAAGCGACAGGUCAGGCUGACGGUGUUACCGUCGAUCAACGGCACGAACACUACAACAUCCCACGGGGGUCUGCUGGAAGUGGAGAAAACGUUCAAAAGCGUGGACCAGAGUCGAAAGGAAUACGAGAUGGAGAAACAGACCUUACCCGCUAUAUUAAAAAAGAGACCCAUCAGGAACACGCUGAUCAAUCAGCCAUCUAGCUCUGCUGUUUUGGCAGCCGUCGGUGCAGGCAUAUUACCAGCAACUAUGGCGAUGAUGAUACCAAUGAUACUUGGCCGUAAGAAGAGGGACCUCGCGCGUUCUAAGUCGCGACUCUCCGAUUAUCACGAUUCGGUCAUGAAUAUUCGUACUCUCACGAAUAAAAAUCGAGUCUCAGAAACGAGACGCAGAUAG